GUAACAAGGACAGAGCACGCUCAUAGCGCUAAAUAGCGUCUCCCCGAACGCAGCCACUAGCGCAUAUCUAACCUAACCUAUGCCCACUAUAUCUAACCUUAUAUCGGUUGCGUAGCACGUGUCCGGCGAUUAAGUAAAGGCGAUUUUAUUUUUCUAAAAGAGCCGAAGACUGAUACAUUUCGGUGAAUAUGGGCGAAACAAAAGAAGAAAAGGCGCCCCGCGAGUAUGAGUGGAUGGUGAGGCCGUGUAUGAUGUACAAGGACGAGUAUGACGAUUGCACCAGUACGAAGGGUCGUUUCCAUCAAUACUUCAUAUUCGGCGAAGCGAUCGAUUGCAAUCAAUGGAAGACCGAUUAUCAAAACUGCUAUCAAUGGCAAAAGUACAAGUCGGAAGUGGCAUAUGACGAGCUGAUCAAGAGCGAGAAGCAACGCAGGACAAAGCGAUUGCACGCGCAUUAUCAGAACGACGUCUGGGAGAAGAGGGAGAAGCCGCCCGAGAACUGGAACACCCCUCUGCCCGAGUGGAUGCAGAAGGAGUUCGACAACUCGUAUCUGCACAUACGAAACCAAGAGAUGAAACAGGGUACGAAGGUGUCCACCCUCGACACGAGAUGUACUAUAUUAUAACAACGAAUUUACUAUCAUAAGAUUAGACCCCAGCGAGAAAUGACUCGUCAAUUCAUGUCGAAACAAUGUCGACUCGAUAUUGACACCGUCAAGUCCCUAGGUUUGUUUUCUGUUCCUGCACGAGUGCACCGGUGGAGGAACUACACUCUAGCAGUAAGCUAGAAUGACAAAAAGUUUAUUGCACUAGUUUACCAAUGUAGCAACCAGAAACAAGCCGCAUGAUGCAAGAAUAUCAGGUGUAACAUUCCUCUGAAUACGCACUUGUGACCAAUCAGAAAUUUGCCCUAAACCUUUAAACUGCAAAUUAUUGCGGUUGAAUGCAGCAAAAACCAAGGAGCAAUUUGUCCCAAAAAUUGGUUAUAUGCGCAAUGUUUCACCCUAUAUUUUUACAUCAUGAUCAAAUCGACGUCGACUUUGACAACAGCGAUGUCGAUUCGGCGAGUCAUUUUUCGCUGGGACAUAGCCUGUAUGUAUUAUACAUACUGUACUUAUUUAAACCGAGUCACGUGAGUACUUUGACAUAUAUAUACAGUUUUGCAGUCUAAGUAAAUACGAGAUAGUGAUGUAACAUCAGAUAUCUUAUCGUCAAGUACGAUCAGGCGAGGAAUGAUUGCGGUUGAUUGCGAAAGCACCUUCGGAUGAUAAAACCGAAUCACCCCUUUCUAUCCCUCUUCUUUAAAGGGAAAAUAGAAGGAUAAAAAUUCCAAUGUUGCCCUAGUAGCACAAUAUAUUGGCGCAACAAUGAGAAAUGAUGUAAAUCUAGUAUUCCUAAUAUGGUAAGAUAGACGCCUUAGCCAAUAUGUCUAUUUAGCAAUAUUAAUUUAAUAUUGUAUCAAUAUUAGACCAAUAUUCUUAUU
Molecule: messenger RNA, 1483 nt
Organism: Vollenhovia emeryi
Lineage: Eukaryota; Metazoa; Arthropoda; Insecta; Hymenoptera; Formicidae
Product: UPF0545 protein C22orf39 homolog
Exons: 3
Coding region: 189-626 (145 amino acids)
Source: RefSeq, a predicted model, not a curated record